AUGGCUGACGAAACAACACCAUUGACCGGAACCACCGGUAAUCCCCACGUGGAGCCCAACCCUAACCUCAAAUCGAAAAGCUUUUUCAAAACAAGACCAGUUAAAAAGUUCAGCUACUUUAUUAUACCUACGCUAUUCAUUUGCUUUUUCAUGUACAGAUUCUUUCAAUUUGAAACGAAAGUUGCAUCAACGUCGUUGCUCGGUCCGUCGUUAACGUUGAGAUUAUACACAAACAACAUUAGAUAUGACAAUAUCAAUUAUCGUGACCCGCAUGAAAAAUUAUGGACUAAGCGUCGAGUUCAAAGCAUCAACUCCAUGGAGUUCAAUACUGCUAUUGGACACGCCAAUGUGAUUUGUUUACAAGAGGUACUCGUCAACCAAUUACACGAUAUUUUGAAUGGAUUGAAUGCCAAUGAUGAUGAUGAAUGGACGUAUUAUGGUGUUGGGAGAACCGAUGGCGUUGAAGCAGGUGAGUUUGCUCCUAUUCUUUUUAAACACAGGGACUUUUUUGUAUUGGAAAACACAACAUUCUGGUUAAGUCCAACUCCAGAUAGACCAAGUAAAGGGUGGGAUGCGGCUUUGGAAAGGAUAGUUACCAUGGUGACUUUCCAAAGUAAGCUUAACCCAUUGAUCAAGUUUAACGUUUUCAAUACGCAUUAUGAUCAUCGAGGACACAUUGCCAGACGCCGGUCGUCGCAGUUAAUUGUUGAUAAAAUGAAGAAUUAUAAUGGGUAUCCAUCCUUCCUUUGUGGCGAUUUCAAUACUGAACCAAGAGAUGAACCUUAUGGAAUCUUGACUGCUGCUGGAUUUAAAGAUAGUAGAAUUUUGAUUGACAAGCGUUUUUCCUAUGGACACGAGACUACAUUUACUGGCUUUGACGUGACUAAUGAACCUUACUCGAUUAUCGAUUACAUUUGGUCCCCUUAUUUUACCAAACAACAUGUGAUCAAAGAUGCCCCUUACAAUGAAGAUGAAGCAGCCAAAGAAGCUUUGACAAUGAACAAUUACUACAAAUUAGAUCACCAUGAGUAUUAUUCUAUUAUCUUGAAACAGUUCGGUAUCUUGAGCAACUUUUUGAAAGGGUUCCACUUUUCUGACCAUCGACCAGUAGUUGCUACUUACGAAAUUGAACGAACAAGAUUGUUUUAG
Messenger RNA from Lodderomyces parapsilosis, 1149 nucleotides. RefSeq lists its product as uncharacterized. The record is from RefSeq and is a predicted model, not a curated record. Gene Ontology annotation, molecular function: 3'-5'-RNA exonuclease activity. The transcript has a single exon. Lineage: Eukaryota; Fungi; Ascomycota; Pichiomycetes; Serinales; Debaryomycetaceae. Bases 1 to 1149 code for a protein of 382 amino acids.